AUGCGUGUCUAUUUUUCGAGACUUUCAUCACCAGAAAAAGAAAGAGGCGAGAGAAUAGAAGAGAGAAAUUGCAGCGAUUUAAGAGUGACUUCUCCGAUCGAAGACAUGGCUCGUGCUCGUGCUCGUGGCUCCGCUAGAAGGAACUUAGCACCGCUUGAAUUCCUGAACAAAACAUACCAGAUGGUUGAUGAUCCUUCGACGGAUUCUGUUAUCUCGUGGGGCCAAAACGGCAACAGCAUCAUAGUUUUGGAUCCGGAAGAAUUCGCUAGGAACCUUAUUUUCAGGCUUUGCCCACCCGCAUCCUACACCAACUUCCAGUAUUUUACCCUAAAACUUACCGGAUAUGGCCUCAAUAAAGUGGAGCAGUCUGAACAUGAAUGGGAAUUUGCGAACGGAGAUUUUGUGAGAGGCCAUCCUGAGCGUUUGAAGAACAUUAUCGAUAUCUACAGGGCGAGGCUGGAAUCACUGUAUGAAUUGCACUGCAAGCCAACAAUAGAUAGAAUGAGAAGUCAUUGCAGAGCCGGUGGUAGUGCGGUUACAUUCUUUAAGGAGCGUAGGGAGGGAAGGUACAGGGAGUUGAGGGAGGAAAGGGAAAAAGAAGCUUUGGCAAACUCUCUUGAGAACCAGUGCAACGUCUAA
Messenger RNA from Microthlaspi erraticum, 639 nucleotides. Lineage: Eukaryota; Viridiplantae; Streptophyta; Magnoliopsida; Brassicales; Brassicaceae. The record is from the annotation of a GenBank genome assembly.